AUGUCUUCAAUCUCUGGUGACUCUCACAAGGAAGUUCAGUCCGACCCAGGCGUGAUGAAAAUCUCGACCUCGGGUACCGCCGACCAAUACGUGACAAUCGGUAAGCACACCUAUCACAAGCACGAGUUGAUGGAGGCGUUCGGUGGUUCUUUGAAUCCUGGAUACGCUCCAUUCCCAACCCGGGAGUUCGGUAAUCCUUCUCCCCUUGGAUUGUGUGGUUUCGCUUUGACCACCUUUGUGUUGUCGAUGAUCAAUGCCCAGGCCAUGGGUAUCAAGGUCUCGAAUGUCGUUGUCGGAUUAGCAUGUUUCUACGGUGGCUUUGCUCAAUUCUGUGCCGGAAUCUGGGAAGGUUUCGUUGGAAACACCUUUGCCAUGUGUGCUUUGACCUCGUACGGAGGCUUUUGGCUUUCUUUUGCAGCCAUCAACAUUGAGGCGUUUGGCAUUGCUUCUGCAUACGAGGACCACGAGGGCAUGCUUGCCGAUGCGAUAGGCUUCUUCCUAGUUGGAUGGGCCAUCUUCACGUUCAUGUUGACUUUGUGCACGUUGAAAUCCACAGUGAUGUUCUGCUCUUUGUUCUCGUUCUUGACUAUGACCUUCGUGCUUCUUGCUGCCGGUGAGUUCACAGGCAAGGUCGGUGUCACUAGAGCCGGCGGUGUUUUUGGAGUCAUCACCGCGUUCAUUGCGUUCUACAAUGCAUUUGCUGGUACAGCCAACAGCAAGAACUCUUACAUUACUGCCAAGCCUAUCAGAUUGCCAUGGGUCAGAUAA
Metschnikowia bicuspidata var. bicuspidata NRRL YB-4993 is the source of this 768-nucleotide messenger RNA. RefSeq names its product Ato7p (gene ATO7). The record is from RefSeq and is a predicted model, not a curated record. Gene Ontology annotation, cellular component: plasma membrane. Gene Ontology annotation, molecular function: acetate transmembrane transporter activity. The coding region runs from base 1 to 768 and encodes 255 amino acids. The transcript has a single exon. NCBI's taxonomy places the organism in Eukaryota, Fungi, Ascomycota, Pichiomycetes, Serinales, Metschnikowiaceae.